Molecule: messenger RNA, 669 nt
Organism: Quercus robur (English oak)
Lineage: Eukaryota; Viridiplantae; Streptophyta; Magnoliopsida; Fagales; Fagaceae
Exons: 1
Coding region: 1-669 (222 amino acids)
Biological process (GO): DNA integration
Molecular function (GO): nucleic acid binding
Source: RefSeq, a predicted model, not a curated record
AUGACAACACCAUGGCCUUUUCACACUUGGGGGCUCGAUCUCAUAGGGCUUAUAAACCCUUCAUCCAAUGGUUACAUAUGGAUCUUGGCAGCCACAGAGUACUUUACAAAAUGGGUAAAGGCCAUCCCUUUGAAAAAGGCCACUGGAACAGCAGUAGCAAACUUUGUUCGAGACCACAUCAUUACAAAGUUCAGGAUCCCCAGAAAAUUGAUCAGUGACAACGGGACCCUAUUCAUAAACAAAGACAUGAAGGGGUUAACUGAGGCAUAUCACAUCAAACAUGGAAGGUCUACCCCAUACAACCCACAAGGAAACGGUCAGGCUGAGGCCACCAAUAGGGUGAUGUUGAAGAUCCUUAAAAAGAUGAAGCAUGAGUAUGGAGGGAAAUGGAGUAACCAUUUGGCAAAUGUACUCUGGGCAUGUAAGAGCUCUGUAAAAACAGCCACGGAAUUUUCGCCAUUUUCCCUAGUCUAUGGAACAGAAGCUAUCAACCCUGUGGAAUUAGUUAUUCCUACACCAAGAGUGGUCCUUGAAGAAAGCCAAGAAGAAAACGAGGACACAAACAAUGAAAGGAGAUUGGCGGAUCUGGAAGGGGUAGAAGAAGAAAGAGAACUAGCCAAGAAGAGAAGCCAGAGGUACCAGCAAAGAAUUACUAGAGCAUAUGCAUAA